Messenger RNA from Raphanus sativus (radish), 1304 nucleotides. Its product is annotated as auxin-responsive protein IAA18. Gene Ontology annotation, biological process: regulation of DNA-templated transcription. Gene Ontology annotation, cellular component: nucleus. Gene Ontology annotation, molecular function: protein binding. The record is from RefSeq and is a predicted model, not a curated record. NCBI's taxonomy places the organism in Eukaryota, Viridiplantae, Streptophyta, Magnoliopsida, Brassicales, Brassicaceae. The transcript is spliced from 5 exons. Bases 354 to 1079 code for a protein of 241 amino acids.
GUACCUUUGGAGAAUCGAGAGAGUUAAUAAAGUUGGAAUAAAGGAAGUGCAUAUCUAUGUGGUGGGGAGAAGAGGAGACGAACCUACCAAAAAAAAAGCUUACAUUUUUUUUUUAAUAGCGAAGCUUUUUGGUUCCACCUCUGUAGCUUCUCACACCAUUUAUUAAUCUCCUCUCUCCCUCUUCUCCCUUUCAGAGUUGCAGAGACUUCGUGUUUGCUCUUGUCAGAGAAAAAAACAAAAGACAAAAAUUAGUUCUCUUGCGUGAACAAACCUUUCCAAGUACUUUUUUCAAGUCUUUCCUUGUCUAAAUAUCCUUCUUUCGGUCAAAAGAACGCAACUUUCUCUAACACCUUAUGGAUGACUAUUCAAGAAACGGUGAAAUAUCUCCAAAGCUGCUCCAUUUGAUUCCACAAGGGAGAAGAAGAAACUGGUUUCACAAUGACCAAGCUUCUGUUUACAACAAGGAAGAGAAGAAUCUUGAGCUAAAGCUUGGACCACCUGGUGAAGAUGAUGAACACAUCAAGAAAGAACCAAAAGACAAAACCACAUCUCAGAAAAGAACUGCUCCUGGUCGAGUGGUUGGUUGGCCUCCGGUUAGAUCAUUCAGGAAGAAUUUAGCAAAUGGAAGCUCUUCAAAUGGUGUUGACGUCAAGAACCAGAGGUGUGGUGAUGAUAAUGGCAGAGCAAAGACAAUGGAACCUAAGAGGCAAGGAGGUUUGUUCGUGAAGAUCAACAUGUAUGGUGUUCCCAUUGGUCGUAAAGUCGAUCUCAGUUCUCAUAAUAGCUACGAGCAGUUAUCAUUCACCGUCGACAAGCUCUUUAGAGGUCUUCUUGCAGCUCAAAGAGAAUCAUCAUCGUUUGGAGAAGAAGAGAAACCUAUCACUGGAUUAUUGGAUGGGAAUGGAGAAUAUACUCUUACUUAUGAGGACAAUGAAGGAGACAAGAUACUCGUUGGAGAUGUCCCAUGGCAUAUGUUUGUAUCUUCGGUGAAGAGGCUUCGUGUGAUUAAAACCACUGAGAUCUCUUCAGCGUUAAUAUGUACGUAUGGGAAUGGUAAGCAAGAGAAGAUGAGGAGCUGAAGAAAACAACCUUUACAGCUUAAAGUAGAGACGUUACUAUGUUUUGCUUUUUCUUUUUCAACUCUGGUGAGUUUUGGUCUUUGGAAAGUCUAUAAUUCAAGCCUGAUGUACAUCUUUUGAAUUUUGAGAAUUUCAUACUAAAUGAGUUGUGUUAGAACUCAAUCAAGUUCAGACAUGAAAAAGAUGAUUUAGGUUCUUUAGUAAUAUUACAGAUCCUUUUAGUCA